GAAAAUAAAGAUCGGAUUAAUUAACGAAAUCUGAACCAGUUUCCGGUGAGUUUGUCUGAGGUGGCAUAUGGAAGGCUCAUCUUUGUGGAUCUGAGACAAGUCUUGCCCAAAAUGGCUCAGAAAUCUUUGGAAGCGUUGCCAAUAGACAUUCAUUUUAACAAACUGCUGGACUGGCUGACAAACCGUCGUCACUGCACCCAGCAAUGUCAAGCUAUUCUGACGGGCAUCAGAGAGAAGCAGGUGAAGGCGAAGGAGCACACGGAGGAGGACGGCCACAUGACAGCCGAAGUGAAGGAACUGCUGUCUAUUCCCCAGCUGAAUUACUUUCAAGUGAAGCGACUGUUUGACCUGCUCAAAGUCACAGAGGCUGGCAAGAAAAAUCUCAUUGGGCAGUUUACCGUACAGUGCAUGAAGGACUGGUCAGAGAUUUUGAAACUCUAUGAGAAGGAUGGAACAUAUUUAGGAUUGCCUGAGGAAGGAGAAUGAGUACACUGCCAGUGCAGCUGAUCUCCGCAAACAGUAUACCAGUUCUUGUCAGCAGAUUGGUAUUGAGGGUGUGAAGAUCAAGACAGAGCUGGCUGGCCUUGUCAAAGAUCUACCCAAAGAGCUGAGCAAAUUUGCUGAGUCGGCGAGAUCUCUCAAUGAUGCUGUACAGUUUUAUGACAGUUUCACAAAGUUUGUCAUCAAUGACGAGAAAGUCUCAGAUUCUAACCUGCUCCUGUUGAAGCAUAUCCUGUCCCGAGGCAACACAACCACGUUUGAGUGGAAGACAGGACGUGUGCCGAGUCAUGUGGAGGACCAGGACAUCAGCAUUGAUCUGUCAGACGAACAGGAAGUAGGGGCUGGAGGUCCCGAAGAUAUAGACUGGGGUGGACAAGACGGAGCUGAAGCCAUCGAUUUUGGGGACUCGAUAGACUUUGACAUCGGCGACAUCACGGUAGAAAGUGGGGGAGUUUUGGCGGCCGAUGGAGAGGUGGUCCUGGAGAACCCUGACAUUGACGCAAUCGACUGGGGAGCGGUGGAUGAUGUCACCACCCCUGGGGCUGGUUCAUCGGCUGAGACAGGUUCUUCCGACACUGCCACAGGCAAGGACGCCCUCAGUAUUAUCGACAACCCCGAGACCAGGAAUGUUUUCAUUGACGACCUGCUCGAGCUCCAAGCCUUCCUCUCUCAACGGAGCAACGAGAUGUCUCAUGGCAACACAGAUGCCAACCAUCUGGCCUCUGCCCCCUCCGAGGUUCACAUCGAUGCUGACAAAGUCACGUCCAUGCUGACGCAGGUCAAGGACAUUCUAGAUCAGCUGACCUCUGUCCAGAUGCAACAUCUUAUGCUGAUCAGAGACUCCCCGAGGUAUGUUGACCGGCUGCGGGACUCGCUGCGACAGAAACUCAUCAUAGCCGACAAGAUGGCUUUGAGCGAGCGAGAGACGGUGGCCGUGAGACACGAGGCUGUGGAGGAAGAGGAGGGGCUGAAGCCACAGCUGGAUGCUCUGAGGAAACAGACCAAGGUGCUCAAGACACAGCUUGAAGCGGAGAUCUCGAAGAAGUAUAAUGACCGGAAAGUGAACAUCAUUGGUGAAAUCAACACUUUGUGAUGGCUGAGGUAUAACCAACAGCUAUCUUGGACCAUUGAACAUUGAAGUUCAAAUUGAAGCAUUUUGACGAGCAUUAUUUGUGUUCGGGGAGAAAAUAGAAGGCAAGACAGGCAGAAGUAGAUCAAGAACAACUUAUUCAGAGAACAUGGAGAAGUGAUCGGAAAAAACUCAGUCAAUAUAGAUAUUUGAGAGAGAGCAUUCAUGUAGAGAAAUGAGUGACAAACCAUGGUCACCGAUGUCUGUUUUACAUAUGACCCCAGAAGAAGAACAAAGGUUAUCUGCUUUGUUCUAGGUCUGAGGUGUGGUGUCUGUGCUGUAUGUUGGUUUGUUUGUUUGAGUAAAGAGAAGCACAUGGGCACAAUAAUGGUAAUUUAGUCCAGGGACAAGGUAAGUCAGAAACUACAGAGGGAGGGAAGUAAAGAAGUUUGUGGUGGUGGUGAAAUAUCUAUACAAUGGGGAGAACUGAUAGCUCCAUUGUGGGCUGAAUCCAGACUUUUUAUUUCAAGAGUGCCCUUUGAGGCGAGCAGAGGUUAGGUUCAAUUAUUUUCAGACUAAUGUCAGUUGUGUGGUGCACAUUUUUAAUUUCAUAAAAGUAAGCACAUGAAUAAGUAGGUCGUGAAGAAAUAUUUGCUUCCACGCCACUCCCAUACUCGGGUAGAUACAAAUGUCCUGUUAAAGCAUGGGGUACUAUUUUGGAAAGACUUGCUUUUAUUUCCUUUACAUACAGAAACUUUGAAUGCCCUUUAGUUUACCGGUAUAUGAUGUCGUUACAACUCGUCUUGUGAAUGAGUGCAGGUGUCGUGGAGAAUGAGUGAGUGUAUGUGAUAUUGGCGACUUGAUAUUGAAUUAAUUGAUGCCCAAAGCAAAGGAAACAAAAUGCCAACAGGAAGAUUUACCUGUUAACCCUGUAGAGUCAAACACAUUGCCUGAGCAUGCACUGAUGUUAACCUUCUACGCACAGAACAAUUAUGUGUAUAAAGAACGUGUGCUGAAGUAGCUAUGUUCCUGCCUUUCCAUUCCUUUCAUGGGAAUGAAGAGGUUCCAGAUGCUCAUCCUGUUGCACUCUUGAGUCUGUAAUAGCUGUGUUCAGUCGAAUGUCUUUUAUGUGAAAGAAGGAAAUAUGAGACGGAACCUACUGAAAAUUUUAAUUUUUCAGGAUUUGUCAGCGAUGUGUGAUUUUCUUUUGCGGUUAAGGGAAAGGGUAGUAAUGUUUCCUAUUGGAAAUUUCUAAUUUGUAUAUCUAAUUUCUAUCUUUCCACACAAAAGCUGUGGAUUUUAUUGCUGGUGCAUUCUCAAUGUUUUCCUGAAACUUCCCCCUCAACAAGGAUAGAUUUUUAGAAUGUGUUGUUUGUGUGUUCUUGAAAUGUCUGGUUCCUUAUGGCCCAAUGCAGCUGUUUCAGUUUCAGAACCAGUUAUGACUGGUGUCUGUGUUGUAACUGAUGGGCUCUUUGCUACUGCAGGCACAAGACAUGAGUUUUGACAAAAAGAAUUUUGUCUCAUGAAGAACAGGUUCAUUUUAAUCAGAAUCAAUAUUUCCUCAGCAGCUUCUGAGUUUUAAGUAAAGAGAAGCAUGUCGACAUAAUAAGGAUCAUUUUAUGCAGGCCAAAAAAGUAGGAAAGACAGACAAAAACAGCAGAUGGAAA
Molecule: messenger RNA, 3237 nt
Organism: Aplysia californica (California sea hare)
Lineage: Eukaryota; Metazoa; Mollusca; Gastropoda; Aplysiida; Aplysiidae
Product: CDK5 regulatory subunit-associated protein 3
Biological process (GO): regulation of mitotic cell cycle; regulation of cyclin-dependent protein serine/threonine kinase activity
Cellular component (GO): endomembrane system
Source: RefSeq, a predicted model, not a curated record